AUGGCGGACUCGGUUGCCGAAAGUACGAAUGCAAGCGCUGCGACUGCGGCGGCUGCCGCAACAAAUUGGGUGCAAAAAACGGAAGACCAGGAGAUUUCGAAUCUGGUAGAUGGAUUAAUUAUCGGAAACAAGGACAAAGGAAGUGGCGACGGUAAACAGGAAGCGUCCACAGCGAAGUCAGAGCAUGCCGAGAAUGCCGUAAAUGGUUCUACAGUAGCGGCUGGAACUGCCGGCCCAGCUGCAGGGUCGGAAGAAAUCGAAACUGUGAAUCCGGCCGAUGCAAGUUUGCUAAUGAAAAUCAUUCGCAAAGGUUUGGUCGAAUCCAAACUGGACCUGGAGGUGCAGCGCAAAGAUCCAUCCUCGCCACUACAUUCCGUCAAAUCGUUCGAGGCUUUGCACCUUAAACCGGAGCUGCUGCAGGGUGUGUAUGCGAUGGGAUUCAACGCCCCGUCGAAGAUUCAAGAAACAGCCCUGCCGACACUGUUGGCCGAUCCGCCCCAGAAUAUGAUCGCCCAAAGCCAGUCCGGAACGGGCAAAACGGCCGCCUUUGUGCUGGCAAUGUUGAGCCGUGUUGAUCCACGCAAACCCUAUCCGCAGGUCAUCUGUCUCUCGCCGACGUACGAACUUGCGAUCCAGACGGGGGAAGUUGCGGCUAAGAUGGCAAAGUUUUGCAAGGAAAUUAAGCUUCGGUUUGCCGUCCGUGGCGAGGAACUGCCCAAAGGGAAGAAGAUUACCGAUCACAUCAUCAUCGGUACGCCGGGUAAACUGAUGGACUGGGGCAUCAAGUUCCGUGCGUUUGAUCUGCGAAAGAUUUCCGUGUUUGUGCUGGAUGAGGCGGAUGUGAUGAUCGCUACCCAGGGACAUCAGGAUCAAUGCAUCCGCAUCCACAAACAGCUGUCGUCCUCCUGCCAGAUGAUGUUCUUUUCGGCUACCUACGAAAAGGAGGUGAUGGACUUUGCUGAGUACAUCGUGCCGAAUCCGAUCAUUAUACGGCUGGCCCGGGAGCAGGAAUCGCUUGACAACAUCAAGCAGUACUACGUUAAGUGUAAGAACCAGGACGAAAAGUAUCAGGCCAUUUCAAACAUCUACGGUGUGAUAACGGUUGGCCAAGCUAUUAUCUUCUGUCAUACUCGAAAAACCGCUGGUUGGUUGUCUGGUAAGAUGACCCAGGAUGGACACUCUGUGGCAGUGCUGUCCGGUGAGCUUACGGUCGAGCAACGGUUGGCCGUACUGGACCGAUUCCGUGCAGGGCUGGAAAAAGUGCUCAUCACUACGAACGUGUUAUCCAGAGGAAUCGAUGUCGAACAGGUAACGAUUGUGGUGAACUUUGACCUGCCGAUGGAUCAGAAUGGUCGGGCUGAUUGUGAAACUUACCUACACCGAAUUGGUCGCACGGGUCGUUUUGGCAAAAACGGUAUCGCCAUCAAUCUUGUCGACAGCGACCACAGCAUGGACAUUUGCCGAACCAUUGAAGCACACUUCCAGAAAAAGAUUCAACUUCUGGAUGCUGAGAAUUCGGACGAAAUCGAAAAGAUUGGCUCCUAG
Molecule: messenger RNA, 1545 nt
Organism: Anopheles marshallii
Lineage: Eukaryota; Metazoa; Arthropoda; Insecta; Diptera; Culicidae
Gene: Dbp80
Product: DEAD-box helicase Dbp80
Exons: 6
Coding region: 1-1545 (514 amino acids)
Biological process (GO): poly(A)+ mRNA export from nucleus
Cellular component (GO): cytoplasmic stress granule; nucleus
Molecular function (GO): ATP binding; RNA helicase activity; RNA binding
Source: RefSeq, a predicted model, not a curated record